Molecule: messenger RNA, 1785 nt
Organism: Zingiber officinale
Lineage: Eukaryota; Viridiplantae; Streptophyta; Magnoliopsida; Zingiberales; Zingiberaceae
Product: formin-like protein 1
Exons: 5
Coding region: 33-1433 (466 amino acids)
Biological process (GO): translation
Cellular component (GO): ribosome
Molecular function (GO): structural constituent of ribosome
Source: RefSeq, a predicted model, not a curated record
UUUGACUACAUGUGGCGGAGAGUUCUGUCGCCAUGGCGGCUGUCUACCUCAAACUCAAGUCUAAAACCCUAACACCUCUCCGGUCUCUCCGCCCCUUCUCAUCCUCUUCGUCGCCGCCGCCUCCCCCUCCCGAUGCCGAUGCAGACACUUCCGAGCCCUCGGCACCCUCUCCUCGCUCCUCGUACUCUUCCGUAUUCAGCGAUAUCAAGGAACGGCUGAAGGCCCCUCCCGCCCCUCCCCGCCGGAUCCCAGCCGAUCCACCUCCGCCUCCGCCUCUCUCCUCUCCGAGUUCCCAACCCUCCUCACUUGAUGAUAUCCGCAAGCACCUGGCCGAGUUCCGCCUCCGUGGACCUUCCGCCGCCGGUGAGCGCCCCGCGUCCUCUCCCUCCCUAUCCUUCCAGGAGAUCUUCAAAAGCAGCACUAUUUCGAAGGCCGGUGACGAUAUGGCUGACAGGAAGAGCCAAGGGUUGUCAUUUGACAGCAUUCGCGAGAGCCUCCGCCAGUUUAGGGACUCGUCCGCGCCGAGCGGCCUUCGGAGAGACAGCUUCCCUCCAAGACCGUUCAAUUUCAGCCCCUUCCGUGAAGACACUCGGAUCCGUGGAGGCGAGCCGGAGAAAGGCCCGUCUAUCCUCGGAGGAGAAAAUUUGCCCGAAUCCAUAUUCGGGAAAGAGUUGAGGGAGAAAGCCGAUCAGGGAGAAGCCAAAAAAGGUCCAAGGACAGAUUUUUUAAGGUCGUAUAGCCAUGAUGAGUUGGGGGAGAAGCUCCGCAUGCUGAGGCCUGAAGUAGCUGACAAGGGCAACAAGGAAUUCUCUUUGACAGAGUUGAAUGAUAGGCUGGCUAAGCUGAGGGAAGCAGAAGAGAAAGAAUCGGAAAUGAGGUUGGGUGGGCUAUCAUUCAGGGAUCUCCGAGAUAGCCUAGCGUCAAUCAGUCAGUCAGUAACCAAGAAGAACUCCAACAUUCAGAGAUUAACAAUCCUUUCAAAUCUUACUGGGCAACCUUUACCACAGUUCAUGCAAAACCCCCCUCAGGAACAUCUCUUAGAGAAGUAUUUCCAUCCCGAUAACAUGUCUUCUGCGGAGAAGAUGAAGUUGGAGCUAAAAGGGGUCAGAGAAGAAUUUAAAAUGUCUGAAUCGGAUUGUGGUUCUGUAAGGGUUCAAGUGGCGUUACUUACUACAAAAAUUAAGUACCUGAACAAUGUUCUACACAAAAAGGACAAACACUCGAGGAGAGGGCUGGUGCAGAUGUUCCAAACCAGAAAGAAGCUUCUUAAGUAUCUCAGAAGAACAGAUUGGGAUUCAUAUUGCCUGGUGUUGUCAAAGCUCAACCUCAAGGAUGUGCCAGAGUAUAAGAAACCAAAAUUCAAUACAGAGAACAAAAGCAAGCACAAAAGCAAGAAGAAGAAGAAGAACAAGAAGAGGAAACAGAAGGCCUGAAAAGAGAUUUGAUCUAUGAUGGCAAGGAGAGGAGAGGAGAGGAGAGGAGAGGCUACAAGGUGGAAACUGCUUUGCAAUGUGCUUUUUGAUGCUGGCGAACCGCACAGCUAGUCAGUAUAUUACGUGUUAUCAUGCAUCUAAGAACACCAUUCUUGAUAAGAUGUUGGUUUUGCAAUAAUGUUGGAAAUGAUUUCCUAACUCCAAGUUCUGAUUUUAUCAUAUUUUUCUUUUAUCCAGAAAGAGCUAGUUGAGGGUAGAAAUCAAGCACUUUUGGUGCCCUGUUCAAUUUGCAUUUGUCAAACGUAACUGCAUGACAUUAUAGGAUGUGAAGAUUUCUCUUUGUUUUUCUAAA